GGGCUGUGGAUGUAUAAAUGAUCCAGAAGACGAGACGAGUUGAAAUCGGGAUAUUUGUCUGUCAUUCUGGCUAUGUGAGCUGUAACUUGAGUAAAACGAGUUAGUAGUUGGGCGUAGUCGGACCACUGCCAAGCGUACCAAACUAUUUUAAAUGACAAUUUAUAAAAUGUCAUAACUAAGCACUAAAUUCAGAUAUAAAACUGUAAUUUGGCACAAAGGAUCACAUACCAAGAUGCACUUGCGGGCUAAAAGCCCGUGCACUAUGCAAUCACCCGUAGAAAACGAUGAAGCAUCAAAAGAUCCGAAAACGACUGAAAACGAUUUCUCACAACAUUUUACUGAACAUGAUUUUGAAGGUCACCGCCUACACACCGUUUAUCUUGGCUUACAUGUCACUGGUGGUCGCCGUCAUUUAGUACGACGUCGUAAAUAUCAUAUAUACAAAGAAAGUCUCAUUGAAAGACAACGUAAAAAAGAAUUACCAGCGACUUCGCCGACGCAAUGUAUACAAUUUAUACUUGGAGAGAAUGAUUGCAAUGGGGUUUAUGAAGUGCACCCGGUAUUUUCCGAAAUGAUGGUGAACGAUGAGUUUGAAUGGAAAGAAAUUGCAAGGUGGAUAAAAUUUGAAGAAGAUGUGGAAGAAGGCGGUAACAGAUGGUCGAAACCACAUGUCGCUACUUUAUUUUUGCAUUCAUUGUUCGAACUACGUACUUUAUUACGAAAAGGGUCCGUUUUGUUGGAUGUGGGAGCCAACUCCUUUGAACUAAUAAUGGACUUGUUAUGCGACAACAUGGUUAAUAAUGGUACCUUGCCACCAAUUUUACGUGCUAAGGUAAUAGACGUGUUGUUGAGACGACAUCGCCAUCAGCAUGAGUACAGUGACAAAAGUAAAGGAUUACCAAGUAUGCGUUCAUUUGCUGAUAUCAGUUAUAAUCAAACUGAAUCUAAAAGAAAAGAUAUGGUGGGAAGCCCAAGUAUCGUGUGUAUACAGCACCACAAUAGCUCCAGCAAACUCCGCGAGCACAGAAGUAACACUAACUUCAUGCGAAAAAUUCCGUCAGGUGCCGAAGCAAAUAACAUUCUUGUCGGAGAAGUUGAUUUCUUGGAAAAACCUUUGGUAGGAUUCAUUCGUCUGAAAAAAGGAUCGUUUUUAGGAGAUUUAACAGAAGUUCCAAUCCCAACUCGCUUUAUUUUUAUAGCGUUGGGUGGACCUGGAAGUCAAACUAUUAUGCAAGAAAUAGGCCGAGCUAUGGGUUCACUCAUGUCUGAUGAAAUAUUCCAUGAAGUUGCUUAUCGCGCAAAACACAGCGACCACCUAAUUGCAGGCAUUGAGGAAUUCUUAAAUGCGGUUUCUGUGUUGCCGCCAGGUGAAUGGGAUCCAGCUAUACGAAUAGAACCUCCAGCUGUAAUACCUUCACAGCAGGUUCGCAAACGUCCUCCGGAAACAAGUAAAGAAACAAAUGAGGAGGAAGAAGAGCGACGAUUACGGCAAGAGUCUGGAUUAAUACGCACUGGACGGCUUUUCGGAGGAUUAAGUAAUGACCUUAAAAGAAAGGCAACAUGGUAUUAUACUGAUUUUAAGGAUGGAUUUUCAAUGCAGUGUGUUGCAUCUUGGAUAUUUUUGUAUUUUGCUUGUCUUUCACCAAUUAUAACGUUUGGUGGACUGCUAUCCCAAGCAACUGGCAAAAAUAUAGCAGCAAUGGAGUCUCUAGUUUCUGGUUUCGUUUGUGGAAUCGGAUAUGGUCUUUUUUCAGGACAGCCACUCACAAUUUUGGGAUCAACUGGGCCAGUCUUAGUAUUUGAGACCAUUGUUUAUGACUUUUGCCAAAAUCAAGGUUGGGACUAUUUAACGCUUCGUUUCUGGAUUGGCACUUGGAUUGCUGUCAUACUAUUAUUUUUAACAGCAAUCGAUGCAAGUGCUUUAGUUUGCUACAUUACUCGUUUUACUGAGGAAAACUUUGCCACACUAAUUGCUUUAAUUUUUAUAUAUAAGGCUGUUGAAAAUGUCUGGAUGAUAAAAAUUAACUUUCCAAUAAUAAAUCUUGUUUAUGAUUGUACAUGCACACCACCAGCAGAUAGUAAUUUAACCGUUUUGGAUUAUGCAAAAUAUGACAAAUCUUUUUGCAUAGCUAACAAUGGAACUCUGGUUGGUGCAGACUGUAUACGAGAAAGUACUGAAAAUAUUUUCCUGAUGUCACUUAUACUGUUUUUUGGUACCUUUAUAAUAUCAGGGCUACUAAAAGAUCUAAAGAAUGCACCUUAUUUUCCAUCAAUCGUAAGGCAGUAUAUCAGUGACUUCGCUGUUAUUAUUGCCAUAUUAUCAAUGUCAAUUCUGGAUUUUAUAAUGAACAUUCCAACACCAAAACUUGAUGUACCUCACGAAUUUAAGCCAACCUUGAGCUCGCGUGGUUGGUUAGUUCCACCGUUUUCAACAAAUAACCCUUGGUGGACACCACUUAUAGCUAUAUUCCCAGCGAUGCUAGGAACUAUUUUAAUUUUUAUGGAUCAGCAAAUUACGUCGGUAAUAAUAAAUCGCAAAGAAAACAAACUCAAAAAGGGGUGUGGUUACCAUUUGGAUCUAUUCAUAUUAUCAAUUCUUAUACAAAUAUGCAGUACAAUGGGUUUACCAUGGUUUGUUGCAGCAACUGUUCUUAGUAUAAAUCACGUCAAUUCACUAAAAUUGGAAUCUGAAUGCUCUGCACCAGGAGAGAAACCACAAUUUUUAGGUGUACGAGAACAACGUGUCACACACGUAUUAAUAUUUUUAACAAUCGGGUUUUCUGUUGUAUUAACACCUCUGCUUUGUCAUAUUCCCAUGCCAGUACUUUUCGGCGUGUUUCUUUACAUGGGUAUAGCAUCAUUGUCAGGUUUACAAUUUUUUAAACGUUUACUGAUAAUAUUUAUGCCUGCAAAGUACCAGCCGGAUUUCAUGUUCCUACGAAAGGUACGUUAGUUACUACGCUUAUAACUCAAGAAAGAAUGCACGGACUUCGAUUAUACGUAUCCAUUGGGACUGGUCUUCGGUCAACCAAAAGGAAUACCAAAAAAAUUCCCAAAAAAUUGACGAGAAAAAAAGUUAGAGUAUUAAUAUUCCCAUACAUUUUGUAUGGAGUGAUUUUACAUCGCUGAUGUUUAAUUAAUAUUGUCACAUUUUUUACGGCUAAUUUUUUUUUGCGCCAAAUUUCUGUGACACAUUGUUAUACUCUUGCAACAGAGUAAAAUAAUUUAGUUCACCUAAAGGUUGUUUAUUUCACGUAAAAUCGAGGUAGAUAUAUACAUAUACGGUAUAUAUACAGCGUGUGCUCUAAAAUCUAAUGCACCUAAUUUUUCGCAAAAUAUA
This is a messenger RNA of Bactrocera oleae (olive fruit fly), 3340 nucleotides long. NCBI's taxonomy places the organism in Eukaryota, Metazoa, Arthropoda, Insecta, Diptera, Tephritidae. The record is from RefSeq and is a predicted model, not a curated record.